Messenger RNA from Postia placenta MAD-698-R-SB12, 555 nucleotides. RefSeq lists its product as hypothetical. The coding region runs from base 1 to 555 and encodes 184 amino acids. The transcript has a single exon. The record is from RefSeq and is a predicted model, not a curated record. NCBI's taxonomy places the organism in Eukaryota, Fungi, Basidiomycota, Agaricomycetes, Polyporales, Adustoporiaceae.
AUGAUCCAACGUGAGCGAGUCCAUGAGCCGAUGCAUGGACCUCGUCGACGGGAACCCGCAUUCGACAUAGACGACGAUGGAGUAGCAACACAGCCCCCGAUGUUGUCCCUGCCUACACCGCUUGCCCUGCCAAUCGAGAUUCCAGUGGUUCAACAAAUCAGCAGCUUGGGCCUGGUUUCACAGAGUGCUCGUACGGAGUCACCGAAUAAUAUUUAUUCGGAUGCUUCCAGAAAUUUGUCGACUACUUCUACCACGUCUGCAAAACAAGCGCAUCACGACGCAUUGGCCAUGCGACGCGAAGCAAUUGCACGGGAAACGCGCGGGAUUGCUACUGAUUUUCAGCGACCGCGGCUACCUUCACCGGGCAUAGACAACAAUCCAAGGAACUCGGAGGACCACGUGGACUCGCUUUCGCUAUCGUUUGCCGCAGAGGAGCUGAAGCAGCAGAUUGGAAGCUUGCAAACACAGGUGGAACGACUACAGGUGGUUAUCGCAGCGCUGGUUGCACCACCGCCUGCGUACGACGAAGAGGGAAGCGUCGUGCACGCACCGUAG